Oncorhynchus masou masou (cherry salmon) is the source of this 332-nucleotide messenger RNA. RefSeq names its product inactive tyrosine-protein kinase transmembrane receptor ROR1-like. The record is from RefSeq and is a predicted model, not a curated record. Gene Ontology annotation, molecular function: signaling receptor binding; endopeptidase activity. NCBI's taxonomy places the organism in Eukaryota, Metazoa, Chordata, Actinopteri, Salmoniformes, Salmonidae. The transcript is spliced from 2 exons. The annotation marks the transcript as partial.
UCUAUCCUCUCCUCCUGUCCUCUCUGUGUAAGGACGAGUGUGAGAUCCUAGAGAAUGACCUGUGUAAGACCGAGUACAUCAUCGCCCGUUCCAACCCCAUCAUCCUGAAGAGACUGAAACUACCUAACUGUGAGGACCUGGCGGGACACACCAGCCCAGAGGCUGCCAACUGCAUGAGAAUAGGGAUCCCCAUGGUCGAGCCCUUCAACAAGAACCACAAGUGUUUCAACAGCAGUGGUUCAGACUUCCGCGGGACGGUCAGUAAGACCAAGUCAGGUCGUCAGUGCCAGCCCUGGAACUCCCAGUACCCUCACAGUCACACCUACCUGGCG